AUGGCAUCCGAAGCGCGUCCAUUCGGAUGGGCUCUGCGCAAGAAUGGUUCCUGCUUGGCACAUCUCGAGGUCGACUGCGGAAUAACGGUAAAUCCGUUUCGCGUCUGCUGUCCAAGCGGCUCCUUCUGCUUGCACGAUAAAAAUGUCGCCUGUUGCCCGUCCGAACCUAAGUGCCAUGGUGCGCUCGAGGCCAAGCCAUUUUGUGCCAAUAGCACCUGGGAUCUAUAUUACAAUGGCGGCUACUUUUGCUGCGAGCAGGGAGCCACAGCAUUCGCGAAGGAGGGUGGCGGAUCCGAUGGGUGUGCUAUUCCCGGGUAUCAUCUGCAGUCGGGGGAGCAAAAAGUGCCAAUAAUUGCUUCUGCUUCAGGCAAUCUUUGUUUAACAGCAUCGAGCUCGACGAUACCAACCCCAACAUCCACCUCCACUCCCACAUUCCACUCAUCGGGCACAGAUGCCCCUACGCAGGCGACAAGCAAAUCGUCAAAUACAAGCACAGGAGCCAUUGCUGGGGGUGUCGUUGGCGGAGUGGUAGGCGCCGCGAUUAUUGCGGGCUUAUUAUGGUUCUUAAUCCGUCGAUCACGACGUAAACAACAAACACCUAAAUUUCAAACUCAACUAAAACCAAUGCAACUCUGGCAGCAGCCAUGGCAGCAUUAUCAAACCCGACCCGAGCUGGACAGCAACCGUGUGGUAGAAUUAGAAAACAGCCGGAGCAGCCAACCACAGGUGGAGCUACCAUAA
This is a messenger RNA of Aspergillus tanneri, 741 nucleotides long. RefSeq lists its product as uncharacterized. The coding region runs from base 1 to 741 and encodes 246 amino acids. NCBI's taxonomy places the organism in Eukaryota, Fungi, Ascomycota, Eurotiomycetes, Eurotiales, Aspergillaceae. The record is from RefSeq and is a predicted model, not a curated record. The transcript has 2 exons.